Molecule: messenger RNA, 1029 nt
Organism: Sinocyclocheilus anshuiensis
Lineage: Eukaryota; Metazoa; Chordata; Actinopteri; Cypriniformes; Cyprinidae
Gene: cfap410
Product: cilia and flagella associated protein 410
Exons: 5
Coding region: 231-665 (144 amino acids)
Biological process (GO): cytoskeleton organization; mRNA splicing, via spliceosome
Cellular component (GO): U4/U6 x U5 tri-snRNP complex
Source: RefSeq, a predicted model, not a curated record
AGAUCUCUAUAUUUGUGGAGAUUCCUAACAUCGAGGUUCUCACACUGAGUGCUAAUCAGAUCUCGUCUCUGGAGCACAUCUCGUCGUGUCAGCACCUCAGCGAGCUCUAUCUGAGACGCAACAGCAUCCCGAGUCUGUCGGAGCUGAAGCAUCUGCAGCAGCUGAGCCGUCUGAAGGUGCUGUGGCUCGCCGAGAACCCCUGCUGUGAUGCUGAGCCGCACAGAUACCGCAUGACCGUCAUCAGAAACCUGCCCGGCCUGCACAAACUCGACAACCAGGUGGUUACAGAGGAGGAGCUCACACAAGCAUUGAAAGAAGGGGAGGAGCUUGUUUCCCCUCCAGGGCCCGCCCCCACCAGCUCAACCAAUGGCCUCACAGAAGCCGACUCGGAGGCGGAUCCUCUGAACUACAGCAUGGAGGAAACCAAUAAGAUUCGAGCUCAGCUGGGAAUGAAGCUGCUGCCCAGAGACAAGUUCCCAUCGCUGUCGUCCCCGCGAGAGACCGGAGACGCGCCGAAGAGGAAGACUCACGCGCUGGAGGCCGUUCUCCUCCUGAUGAAGGAUCUGGACGUCGAGGAGCUAAAAAUCGUUCAGUCGGUCACCGAGAGCAAACUCAGAUCAUGCAGUCGACGGAGAGAGCGAGAGAAAUCUCCCAUCUGCUCAUAAACACCAGCGGAAAACACUGACGACACGCUUAAACCAGCAGCCAGAGCUCCGUCUCACAUAUUAACACUAAAACAUUGAAUCUGAAUCUGUUAUGCUCACGUCUAAACGCCUCGCUCGUGAUUGUUACCAAGUUGCCUUUUCCUGUUCAAAUUAAGACGUUUUCUUAAUGUUUUGCUUUGUAAUGAUCUAAAUGAAGUGUAGCAAUGUUUUGUUGUGUUGAGAUAAUAUAUGAGAAUGUAUUUUUCUAUGUAAAUAAACUCGGAUGCAUAAGAAUAUUUAUUGUUCACAUCGUGAUCCUACAAAACUUUACAGAAUACUGUACACGAGUGAGCUGCAGAAACAGGAUUUAAAGGAACAGUUCACC